Molecule: messenger RNA, 1897 nt
Organism: Andrographis paniculata
Lineage: Eukaryota; Viridiplantae; Streptophyta; Magnoliopsida; Lamiales; Acanthaceae
Product: transcription factor MYB86-like
Exons: 3
Coding region: 280-1233 (317 amino acids)
Biological process (GO): regulation of stomatal movement
Source: RefSeq, a predicted model, not a curated record
UAGCUGGAGAUAUCUUAGAAUCCAAUCCAUUAGUCGAUUGCCAAACCAGAAUUUGCUUACAAACCACUUGAUUGCUGCUUCACCUUCCUCUCUCACUCCUCCCCCUCUCUCUCUCUCUACAUGGCUUCAUUUCUAAGUCUUAAGGAUUAUUUCUAAUUCAAUGUCCUCCACGACCACACACAUAUAUAUCUUUUUACAACCAUUCUGCAACUCUUGCUGUCACUGUUAACUCUGCAACGGUUCGAUUCAGUUCAGUUCAGUUCGAUCGUAAAUCUUCGAAUGAGGCGCAAUUUGUGCUGCGCGAAGCAGAAGCUUCGAAAGGGUCUGUGGUCGCCAGAAGAAGAUGAAAAACUCUACGAUUAUAUCAAAAGAUUCGGCGUCGGCUGCUGGAGUUCUGUCCCUAAAUUGGCAGGUUUGCAAAGGUGUGGAAAGAGUUGCAGAUUGAGAUGGAUAAAUUACCUAAGGCCUGAUCUCAAAAGAGGAAUGUUUUCUAAAGAAGAAGAGCAUUUGAUCUUUAGUCUUCAUGAGGCUCUUGGAAACAGAUGGGCGCAAAUUGCGACGCAUUUGCCGGGGAGAACGGACAACGAGAUCAAGAACUACUGGAACUCGUCCCUAAAAAAGAAGCUAAUAAAGCAAGGGAUCGAUCCGAACACACACAAGCCUAUUCCCGAGCAACGCGCAAUAGAGAUUUCAGAUCAUAAAGCAAAUUCACUACAAGAGGUUGUAGAGCAGCCAAAAGGGCUUCCAAUUUUGGCAAGUUCAGCAACAAUGGAGCAACAAGGAAUUCAGUCGAAUUUUUCAUCGUCGAAACAUGCCUUCGACACUCUUUUCUUACCCGACUUCCAAACAAACCUCAACCCUAACAAUGGCUUCCAACCGAAUUUCGAAAACUUACUGAGGCCGUUCGAUCAAAGCCAGAUCGACAGCGAUCCCAUCUCCGGAUUCAACUCAAUGCCGAACCUGACAAAUUUCGACCACCAGAGUAUUAUAGACACCGAGUAUUCUGACAACUCGGGUUCAAGAAUGAGCAACACCUCAAAUCUAGACAUUAUUCAACCAAACAACAACGCUCUCGAAAAUGCAUCGAGCGCAUUUUCUUGGGACAUCGAAACCAGGAUGGAUUCCCUGUUCCCGUUUCAAUUCAGCGCGCCCGAUCAAAAUUCAGGCAACUACGGUAACUUCCCGAUAUCAUCAAUGUCUCAAGAACUCAACGAAGUAUUCCAACAGAUAUAACAACAGUAACAACAACAAAAACAAAACUGUAUCCAUGUUUGAUUGUGCUUCUUCUCACACUAUCUUUACAUAAAACCAACCAAAACUACACAGACAUAAAGGGUUUUUAGUUAGCAAGGAUUAUUUUUGUGUCUUUUUUUUGUUCUUGGCUUUACAGAUUGUAUUGGAUUGAGGAUUGGUAAAAAAAACAAAAAAACAAAAAACAGAAAGUAAUGUAAGAUGUGUAUGUGUAUGUAUGAAUGUACAAAGGGGUGAAGAAGAUGUAUGUGUAUUGUGGUCCAUAUCUAUGAUUUGAAGAUAGGCAAAGGAUGACAUUAACAGAUAUAUAAAUUGGUAGUUGAUCUGCACAAGUCUCCUGUCAUUCAAGUAGGAACUACCACAAAACUUUUUAAAAUAUUUUCUUUGUGCUUUUAUUGAGGGGACAAUGUGGACUACACAUAAUGUGUCCUCUCAUCAUCUGUAUGGUUUCUUCUUUCUUGUAUGUAUAUAUAUGUGUAUGUAUCUUUAGAGUUUUUAAAUCUGCCCUGUUGUUACAACUAAAAUAUUUACAUAAGCUUUCCUAUGGUUUCCCCUAAAGAAACAUGUUCAUGUUCACUUAGGAAUAAAGCUAUGGCAGAAAACACUCGAAUUCGAAAGGGAAAGCAAAGCGAGGUAAAGAAAGUUA